UCUCCGGGCGGCGCCGCUGCCGCCGCCAAGCGGCCCCCGCGGCCCUAGUGCCCGCCGGACCCCGCCGUCGCCCAGCCCAGGUUUUAGAUCUGCACAAGAACCAAGAUCGAGAACCAUGGCAUCCAUCCCAUCGAGCGGCUCGCUCAUGGCGACGCACAACUACUACAGAAGGCGCCUGAGCUCCACAUCCAGCAACAGCUCCUGCGGCAGCUCAGAGUACUCUGGGGAGGUCAUCCCCCACCCCCCGGGUCUGCCCAAGUCUGACCCCGGCCACUGGUGGGCCAGCUUCUUCUUCGGGAAGACGACUCACCCAGCCAUGACGACCGUGUCGGAGUCCCCGGAGAGCUUGGGAGCGCUGCGGGUGACAACGGGACCGAUGGCAUGUGGCCUGGUGCCAGCCCCGGGAGCAGGACGGAGGCGCCACGCCAGCGAGCCCAGCUCCGGACCCUCGGCAUGAGCGGGUCGGCGACUGCUCCCCACGCCGGCGGGCACAGCCCCUGCCCUGCCUCCCCCCCCCCAAGUAGACAGGCUCCAAGGCAAAGGUGCUGCUUUGUAAUAAAAAAGUGCAGCAAAACCCCGAUGAUUCCCACACCAGCCUUUUUAGUCUUUCUCGACGUAACUAUGCCCUUUCCACCCAGACUUGGUAACACGUUUUAUUUACCUUGUACUCAUACGAUGGCAACUAAUAAACUUGGGCAGCCUUUUAAAA
Messenger RNA from Gymnogyps californianus (California condor), 709 nucleotides. RefSeq names its product pancreatic progenitor cell differentiation and proliferation factor (gene PPDPF). Lineage: Eukaryota; Metazoa; Chordata; Aves; Accipitriformes; Cathartidae. The transcript has 5 exons. Gene Ontology annotation, biological process: multicellular organism development; cell differentiation. Bases 116 to 457 code for a protein of 113 amino acids. The record is from RefSeq and is a predicted model, not a curated record.